Molecule: messenger RNA, 1971 nt
Organism: Clonostachys byssicola
Lineage: Eukaryota; Fungi; Ascomycota; Sordariomycetes; Hypocreales; Bionectriaceae
Source: the annotation of a GenBank genome assembly
AUGGAACUCCGGGAGCUGAUGGAGGUUUUCUCCGCCGGGGUAAUGAAACGGCAUGGAGACCACCAUCACGGAUCAGAAGAGGAGACCGAGGCCCAGAAGGAACAGCACCGGGACUCGAGACGGAACCACCUCCUGGCAGAGGUAGUCUGGUACACCGUCAUCCUCCUCGUGGUCAUCGGCCUCAUCCUCCGCCUCGUCAAAUACUGCGUCGCCCGCAUCAGGCUCCAGCGCCGCGACGCAUCAUCCAGCUCGGCAGCCCAGGACUCCCUCCUCGAGAGGGUCCUGGACCGCCUCUCUGCCUCGCACUGGAGACGACAGCUCCCGUCCUGGAUCCCCGCCUCCCUCCCCGUCGGCAAGAUCCUCGCCGUCCUCGCCUAUGCCGGCCUCGUCACCACCCUCCUCACCUGGAAGUCCAUCAAGCACGACGACCGCUACCUCGAGCGCCUCGGCUUCCGCGCCGCCUGGAUCACCACCACCCAGACCGCGCUGCCCUUCCUCCUCGCCGCGCGGACGAACCCCAUCGGUCUUGUUGUAGGCACCUCGUACAACCACCUCAACUGGCUGCACCGCUGGGCCUCGCGCGUCUUCCUCGCCACGGCGACCGUCCACGGGUCCUUCUUCCUGGCCGAGUGGCUCCCCGCCGACUUCUUCUGGGAGGAGUUGCGCACCGUCGCCAUGGUGAAGUGGGGGAUCGCGGCCUGGCUCGUCCUUGUUUGGACGCUCGUCAGCUCGCUCAUCCCGGUGCGUCGCUGGCGCUACGAGUUCUUCGUCGCCCAGCACAUUCUGUCGGCUGUCGCGCUGCUCAUCUUCUUACUUCUGCAUGUGCCGGGACACCAUCUGUUCAGCGUCUGGUGCGCCGUCGCCGUCUUCUUGUACGAUGUAGUCACGCGGGCCGCCAACCCCAUCUGGAGGAACGUCAAGUUCGGCCGCCUGCCCGCGACGGACGCGGGACUGUCGAGGGUGCCGCGGUACGCCUACUCCGCCAAGCUCGAAGCCGUGGACGAGGACCUCACGUCGAUUAGGAUCCGGGGGAUAGGAUUCAAAUGGACGCCCGGGCAGCACGUGCUGAUCUGGACGCCGAGCAUGAAGAGGCAGUCUCCCCACCCGUUCACGAUCGCCAACGUCGCCGACCCGACUAAGUCAACGCAGGACAUCCACCUACUGGCGAAGACAAAGACGGGGUUCACGAAGCAUCUGAACGAGUGGGCCAGCGGGCUGGGAGGGUCGAUGCGCGAGAGCGAGCUGAGGGUGCUCCUGGCCGGGCCGUACGGCAACCUGCCCAACUGGCGGCAGUUUGACAACCUGGUUCUCGUGGCGUCGUCCACGGGCGGGUCAUUCACGACGCCCAUCCUGGAGGAUAUACUGACGGCGCAGAAUCCCGGGUGUGUGCGGAAGAUCACCGCUCUCUACGUGGUCAGGCGUCGACCCCAGGCCAAUGCGUACAUCAAGCAGGUGGCCAAGGCGCUGUCCGCCGCCAAGGAGCUCGGGAUCGAUGUGCGGGUCGAGGUUGCUACGACGGGUAGUAAGGCUGGCGGCGGCGGUAGUCGCUCCGCGUUAGGCCGCCUCCCGAAGGGGAGAAACAGUCAGGAGAGGCUCAUGGCUAGAGAUGAUGAGGAAGAGGAGGGAGAGGCGCUGGCAGAUUUGGCCCGUUUGUCUACUGACAGCCUGAGGUUGGAGGACGCAGAGCUGAAGGAAGAUAUGGAUCUGGAGGCAGAGCUGCACGGUGAUGAGGAAGAAGAGAUGGUCAACAUCGAUAUUGGGCCGAUACUGGAGACAGAGGGCAGGCCGAACAUUGAAGGCUUUGUGCGGAGGGCUAUUGAAACCUCGGUUGGCAGGAUGGCUGUGGUGGUCUGUGGCGGCACGCCGGUGGAAACCGCUGUGAGGCAAUCCGUUGUGGCUACGCAGAGGACCUCGAAGCUGGAGGAGAGUAGCCGGGAGGUGUUCCUUCAUGUUGAGCGUGAUGAGUCGUGA